Messenger RNA from Acanthaster planci (crown-of-thorns starfish), 1605 nucleotides. RefSeq lists its product as uncharacterized. Lineage: Eukaryota; Metazoa; Echinodermata; Asteroidea; Valvatida; Acanthasteridae. The record is from RefSeq and is a predicted model, not a curated record.
AUGUCGCAGUCAGAGGGGGCGCAUGCUAGUUCAGUUUUGAUUGGGCGAUUAGAUCCCUAUGAUCAAGUAAAAGAGAUCACCAACUACCUUGAACGUUUGGACCUGUUUUUCAAGGCCAAUGAUAUUUCAGCUGCCAAACAGGCUGCUGUUCUGUUGAGUUGUAUUGGGGCACCUGUGUACAAAACCGUGAAGAGUUUGUGUGACCCUGAGGCAGUCUCUGAAAAGACAUAUACUGAACUGUGCACUCUGCUCAAGUCUCACUAUGGGCCUAAACGCCUUGUGAUCGCUGAACGGUUUCGGUUCUAUCAGCGCGGUCCAAAACCUGGUGAAACCGUGGCACAGUAUUCCGUUGAACUGCAAACCCUGGUAGGACCCUGUAAAUUCGGCUGUUUUCUAGACGAUGCCCUCCGUGAUCGCCUGGUCUGUGGUAUACACUGUGAGUUUAUCCAGAAACAUCUGUUGACUAAAGAUGGUUUGACAUUCUCUAAGGCCAUUGAACUAGCCAAAACACUCGAGAUGGCCAAUAAGGAUCUACAGGAAAUGAAGGCUAGGGGAGACGGCACUGUAGUCCAGGCUGUCCAAGAGUUAAAACCGCGCCAGCCACGGCGCUUCAACAAUCCUCCAAGCAAGGAUCAGCGUUCCCCCCACCCUCGGCCUAGUGGGGAUUGUGUAAUAAGUGUGGCUAUGACUCCUCCAUCAAAACAUGCCUUGCCACAGGACAACACUGUAAGAAUUGCAAGAAGAUGGGCCGUUUUUCUAAAGUCUGCCGUUCGAGGCCCAAACAGAUGCGAGCCAUUCUCCCAACUGAUUCAUGGCCACACAAUGUCAUUUCUGCUCGACACUGGAUCAGAUGUCAAUAUUCUUCCGCAAGACAUUUUCAACUCACUGAAUAUUCCUGAUAAGAACCUCCAGCCAUCCUCAACUCGUCUGACUGGCUUCUUUGGAGGGAAAGCCACGCCCAUCGGCGAGAACACACUGAUAUGCCAAGUCAAAGGCAAGACUCAGACUUUGCGGCUCCUCAUUUUGGCUCAGGGUGAACCAGUCAUAGGCAAGCACGCCUGUGAAUCACUUGACUUGGUGCUACGUGUCUACACUCUAUUCGGCCAUGAGAGUGUUUUUGAAGGAGGGGAAUGUCUGCAUGGUCAAACAGUCAACAUCAAGAUAGAUGGAGCAGCCAUUCCUUACUGUGUCACAACUCCUCGUCGUAUCCCCAUCCCUCUCAUGCCCCAACGGAAGGAAGAAUUAGACAAGAUGGAGAAUCUGGGCAUCAUUCAGCGGAUCACCAAACCCACUGAUUGGUGUUCGCCCAUUGUGAUCGCACCGAAAAAGAAUGGUGCGAUCCGUCUAUGUGUCGAUCUCAGACAGCUAAAUAGAACCACAACCAGGGAGAGAUUCACCAUACUGACUGUCAAAGAAGUCUUGGGAAAAGUAUCUGGCGCCCAGAUAUUCUCCUUACUCGAUGCCAAACACGGCUUCUGGCAAGUACCACUUGCUGAGGACAGCCAGGAGUUAACGACCUUCAUCACGCCAUUCGGGCGCUUUUGCUUCAAUUCUCCCAUUUGGCAUCACGUCAGCCCCAGAAAUGUACUAACGAAUAAUGAGUGA